Peniophora sp. CBMAI 1063 is the source of this 3261-nucleotide messenger RNA. The record is from the annotation of a GenBank genome assembly. NCBI's taxonomy places the organism in Eukaryota, Fungi, Basidiomycota, Agaricomycetes, Russulales, Peniophoraceae.
AUGCCGCCGCGCUGGAAGACCUUGCUCUCUCGAACGACGCACGAAUCUGCAACGCAUGAAAUCGAAUCACCCUCGCAGUCGACGCUCAGAGACUCGGUGAUAGGGUCGCCAUCAGGCGGGCCUUCCCCGCGCGCGGCAAUCCUUGCCUCGGCGGACGCCAACGACGCCUUUACAGCAAUGUGGCGCGACGCGCUAGACGAUUUCGACGACGUCACUGGCGAGAACAUUAGUAGCGGAAACUCCGACCUAUACAAGCAAUUGCAGGCCUGUUCUGACUACGCGUCUAUCGUAAAGAUUCUGGAUGGGAAAGCUUUGGAAUUCAAGGCGUAUCGUCGAGGGUCGACCAACGCCAUGAAGAUGCGCGCCGCUUUACGCCCAGUUGUCUGCGCGAUCAUCAACAUGAUAGACAUUGGCGCUGAAGCUGCCGCCUCAAAGGCUGUGCCCGGAGGGAAGGCCGUGUUCGUAGCAAUAGCGGUGCUCUUCAAGACUGUCCAAGGCGUCAGCGCACGUUUUGACGCACUAGUGUCCCUGUUCGAGAAGUUUGAUUCUUUCCUGGAGCGUUUGGACGUUCGCCUCAACGCGCCCUUUGAGUCAGCCUCUCGCGCCCUUGCCGUGAAGACUCUGGCGAAGAUGGUCAGGACUCUGGCAUAUGCCACGCAGAUGAUGCGCCAGAAUCGGUUCAAACACUUCUUUUCUGUUCUGAUUGGUCUUGGGGGUGAUAUAGCAGACAUCACCGAACGUACUGAGAACCUCAUGAUCGAGGAAACUCGAUUGAGUCUGGCCGAGAUUCACAUACGAAUGCACGGUCUAUCGGAAGCUUUCAUGUCUACCCUGCAUCAUGUCGAGAAUGGCAUGGAUCUUUUGAACGAGAGGAUCGAUGCUGUAUCCUUGGGCGUGACUGGAGUAUCAGAUCGCCUGCACGGGUCCGGCUUAUACGAUAUGCCCCACCGCCUGGACGCAUUCAUUGAGCGAUACGAAGAGGACCGCUCUGACGAUGGACCCAAUCGCGUCGUCGAACGUAGCAUGACUACCUUCCGCAACAAGAUGACGGUGCAAACUACGAUCAUCUCCUCGCGACUUGGCCGUGUCGAGUCAGCGCUGGAGUCACUCGGCAAAGAUCUAGCACGACCUUCCCCGGCUGUCAGUCAAUGGUCCUCGAGGAUAUCAUUGCCAUGCGCGGACCUAGUCUCCUUCUCCCGGAUGGCGUCGGAGAUCCUCUCUUGUUUUCGGGACAUGUCUCCGGAAGAGCAGGCUACCUUGCGGCAAGGCAUAAUCGCAUUAUACGCUGUAACAACGGCCUCGGUGGUGGCCGGAAGUCGCGACAGAUCCACCGACGUUCUGUUGAAGGGCAUCUUGAAUCCCACCACCAUGCUGUCUGGCUUUCUUCCUUUGAUACUCGCUUAUCUCGCUGUGUUCGUGUUCUGGAAGCGAUUUGUCUGCCGAGUGCAGGUCGGGAUUCCCAACGGUCCUGGCUUUGCGUUAGGAGAUAGUAUCAUCUUUAUCGACGUCUCUGGGACACACUAUGUGCUGCGGCCGGAGAGGCUGAGAACAUGGGAGGCACUGCACGACUUCUUACUUGAUCAGUAUGAAGAUCGCGAGGGCAUUGAGUUCAUCAGGUCGCACGCGUAUAGGAUCAUGGACACCAAUGGGGACGAGUCCGUCAUCAAACGGCAGAAUUGGGGGUCAGUGCGGGAAGGCAUGACCCUUGAAUUGAGCUUUGCGGUUCGUCAGAAAAGGCCUUCGUGUCUGUGGUGCGGAGAAUAUGCUGUAGCCCACACGCGAGUGGGUUGGGUACAAUGCUCGCAAUGCGGACGACGAUUCUGGGUCUCCAAGGACUACGAGAAUGGCAUCAGCGAACCCGCUCGUACUAUUGAACAACCCCGUUUAGCGCGUGCUAGUUCUUCGAAGAGACGUGUGGUGUCACAGUCGACCUCGGACCCUCAUCUGGCCGUUCCGUCGUACCGCAGAGUCGCCAUAGUGUAUACAAAGGAGAAAUCUCUGUCGACUGGCUCGUACGAUGGCGACGAUAAAACUAUGGCGGAUGACUCAGAGAUGGACUCUGCUGAUGCCGGCAGUGAUCUCGAGAGCACAGACAAUGACCUCGAUGACGAUCGUUCUCCGGAAGAUGCUGGGUUUGACCUUUUCGAACACCCGGUGUCUGAUUACGAAAAGCCAUUCGCCGGUAUAUUCAACAUGGACUUUGAAGAUCACGGUCCAAACGUGAGCGGAGAAGAGGGAGAUGUUCACCCGGACUCCCGCGACUCAACUUCUCCCACUAACCAUGCCAAGAUCCUGGCCUCUCCCUUCUACCCCGCACCUGAACCAGAGAUCAGGGCAUUUCUUGCGACCCAACAUGCGGACACGGUCAUCACUCAUACGUUUGGCAUCGCUGUUUCGGUCGAUCGCGCCUGGCAACUCUGUUUCUCACUCGCUCAGGGAAACUCCGAUCUCUCGUCACACGUAUCCAUUCGCGAGUACAUAUAUGGAUCCUAUGGUCGUGCUUCUCGCUUUACGUUCGGAGCUCCAGCUAUGAGCCCCUUUGUCAACUUCUACUAUAAUGAGGAAGCAUAUCAAGACCCACCUUUCACUCGGGAACACUGUGUCGAAAUCCAAUACUGCCCAGCGGACGAAUUUCCCUCUUGCCGGGAAUGGAGCUCCUGGAGACCUAAUUAUACGUCAUUGGAUAUCUGGCACUACGUUAGUGCAUAUGUGCAGUCUCUAUCAUUGGAUAUGAGGGCGCAAGAUGGUGGGCGUAUCAUCAAACAGCAUUACAUGGAGGGCCCGGAGCAUCUCAUCUCGGACGUGCUCCCAUUCUUUUUCAAUCAGCUGGGCUCUGGUAUAGGGCUCGACAGCAAGGUCGAAUUGGUCGGAAACUACAGCUACGCACCCGUCUCUGACCGCCUGGCGCUGCCCUCACUUCGAGUUUUCAUGCAGUUCAUCGGUUACCCGUCGUUCGAAGCCUCGAUUCAGACAUUCCCACCCACGUCCUUCUUCCCGAUCACAGUUCAAGACUUCGCGCGACAAGUAGUCGACAUUGUACGGGCCUAUGUGCAGAGUUUGGAGUCUAGCGUCCUCUCUUUGUCGCAUCCUCGCGGCGUGAAAUGGAGGUUCGGGACUGCUCCGGGAACCGUUGGAGUUCAAGAUGUAGAGUUGCUGGGGCUUAUUUUCGUCUCCCGGGACACUGUGAUGCCGCUGCUUCAAGUACGACCGGAUUACUCUCUCAGUCCCUUACUUUCGAAGGACGAACCUAUGGUUGUAUGA